Miscanthus lutarioriparius is the source of this 183-nucleotide messenger RNA. Lineage: Eukaryota; Viridiplantae; Streptophyta; Magnoliopsida; Poales; Poaceae. The record is from the annotation of a GenBank genome assembly.
AUGAGCCGUGAUGUGGAGGUUGCAAGGAAGCUCUUCAUCGAGCUGAAUCACGAGGCCAUUGGCAUCCCAAGGGAUGACGGCCUUGUGAUCCUCAGCAGCGAUGAUGAGGAAGAGGCCGUCGAGGAGGAGGAGGUCGACGAGGAUGAGGUGGAAGAGGCGAAGGAUGAGCCUGCAGGGCACUAA